Molecule: messenger RNA, 1569 nt
Organism: Symbiodinium sp. CCMP2456
Lineage: Eukaryota; Dinophyceae; Suessiales; Symbiodiniaceae
Source: the annotation of a GenBank genome assembly
AUGGCGCGACUGGUUCCAGUACUCCUUCCAGCCUGUACCGCAGUGGGAUCCGUGCAUCCCAAAAUGUUGGACCGGCGGCUGGAAGAGGCGGUGGACCAUAAUUCGGACAGCUGGUUGUCCGUGGAGGCUCUGGCCCACAGCAUUGUGCCGGAGGAGCUAGUGAAAGAGAUCCUCUUCGACAGUGUGAUGCAGGAGGACUACCGGCACCUGAUGCCAGGCCUUGACCUAAACUCGAAGGACAUGACGGCCCAGAUGCUGUCAUGGCAAACUCCCUCCUUGGCUUGGGGGCAGAGGCUUCCCGGGGAGGUUCGGGACCACAUGGAGGCCGUCCAGCGUCGGGCCUGCGAAAAGUGCGCUUCGCCCGGCUGCUGCGAGCCGCAACGGUGGUGCUGGUGGCUGCACGAGCGGCUGACCAAGCUGAUUGAUGAGACGGGCAAGCAGGUGAAUCUCUACUACGACCUUCAAAAUCGCAAGUAUGAGAAGCUGCAGGAUGCCGCCUUUUUCUGGGGCUCGCCGAUGUUGCUGCCUCCCUUCCUGGCUGCGCUGCGGAUCCACGAGGAUGUCAGCCGCUUCCUGGCCUUCCUCUUCAGCCGCCACGCCUCCAGUCCCACGCUGCAUCGCUGCCUGGACACCAAGUGGGGAGCUGUACUUCGAAGUGGCUACGUUACCAUGGUGGAGAACCAAGAGGAGCUCAGCAAGCAAGUUGCCAAGAUCUUCUGGGAAAUUGGUGCCACGUCCCGUUUCACGAAUUUUCGCUGGAUCACAACGAGCGAGCAGAUGAUGCCAGUGAGAGAAGGCUGGCAGCUGAUCUUUAACGGAUUCAUCGCCAUGAGAAGGAGCCUUGGCUUCCUUCGCCUGACGCGACAUCGUUUGGGUCUGUUGAGGCCUCAACACGUGGACUCCGACUCGGACCAUUUGCUCCCCAAGGAGGGGGGCGAGUACGACACCUGGGAGCUGAGACGCAGCCUCUUCCAGGAUGACAGGAAAUUCACAGACAAGAUGGUGCUGCGCUUCCUCAUUCGCAAGGUCUUCGUUGCGGACGACACCGUUGGAGACUUCGGCGCUUUCAAGGGCUCAUAUGCUGCCUGGCUGAACGACACGGGUCUCGUCCAGGUGAUGGCUUAUGAUGGCAUCGCCAAUGUGACAUCCGUGACGGGUGGCAUAGUACAACAUCAAAAUCUAGGACAGCCCUUCGAUCUUGGCAGACGCUUUGACUGGGUCAUGUCUCUGGAGGUUGGAGAACACCUUCCCUCCACAGCGGCCUCCACCUUCUUGAGCAACAUCCGGCGACAUGCUGUCAAAGGUGCAGUUAUCAGCUGGGGAACCCCUGACUUUCCAUCGGUGCAUCACCCGAAUCUGCUCACGGAGGAGGAGUCGACGCGCUUGAUUGAGCGCCACGGGUUCCAGCAGCAGAAGGACCUGACCCGGCAGCUGCGUUCUGCGGCCGAGCUGGAGUGGCUGAAACAGACCAUUGCGGUGUACCACACCAAAGCCUGGUCAGAUGACGAGCGCCAGGACUCGAUUCCGAAGAAAAUGAAUCGCUGGCUUUUGGUUGCUUCCGAGAACUGA